AUGAGGCCCAUCGAUCGGUCCCAGUAUUUCCUCCCUCAUACUGUGGGCCAGUUGCUUGUGGAGCCCACACACAUGGGAGUGGAAAGCACCGCGUCCAGCGACAGAUGGCGGGAGUUGGACGAAAAGAGCGAAAUGCAGACUACCGGGCUGGUGAUUUUCUGCCUGCUCGGAGUCGUGCCGCUGCUGAUCACUACCGCACUAGUGGGCUCCCUUUUGUUCUCAACAGCACGCAAGCUUACUGUAGCACCGCCUCCCACUGCGUCGAAGACGGUCGUGCCAGUCAUGGCUACAGUCGCGCCAAUCAUCCCUGCUGGACCCGCAGCGUACGAGACAGUGACUGGAACCGAGUCCGUAUGCAACACCAACGAGUGCCGUUCCUUGAGCGAGCGCCUUAGACUGCAACUCAAGUUCUCCGUCGACCCCUGCGACGACUUCUACGACUUCGUGUGCGGCAAAUACUGGGGCCACGUGGAGGGUGCCCUUUCGGAGGCCGAAGCACUGAUUCGAAGCGCCACUAUUGCAGCCAUUGACGCGACCACCGUGCCAGCUACUGGACAGAAAGCCUGGCACAAAGCCGCGGCACUCUUCAAGGCCUGCAUGACGCUGGCCUCUUUGUACCAUAGCGAGGUGGGCGAUUUGACUGUGUGGCUAGCGUCGCUUGGCCUGGACCUGAACCACUUGGACCCUUCUGUCGACCCCGUGGACAUGGUCAUGCGCUCGUCACUAGAUUUUGGCGUUCCCGCCGUAUUCGAUGCGACGCUGUCUGACCGCUUAUUCAUCGAAGGCAAAAGGUCUAUCGAGUUCAGGUUAAGCUACGUAGAAGACCUGUGGUACAUGCACCGCCACCGGAUGCUUACAAAAUCGAUCCAGGACACCGUAAACUACUACGUCACCGCGCUGGCUCCGUACGGCGUCAGUGCACAAAACGCGACGUUGGCUUACAAGAUACUUGACUACGAGAACGAGCUAAUCAAGUCGCUCAACAAGCACCUGAAGGCCGCCGCCGUGUUCGUUAUCGGAACAAUUGAAGAAAUGGGACUCACGACACCACCACACUUAGAGCCCGCCCAGUGGGGGGAGAUGUUCUCCAGAUACACCAACGGCGUCUACGGCGGGCACGACAAGAUCGCGUACCAGAAGGAGCUGCUCUCGGCUCUUGCGGAGCUACUUGGCUUGCCGUCCGCGGGACCCGCUGGGCUGCGCUGCCUCGUCGCUUGGAGCCUCUUUCGGCAGCUGCUUCCCUACGCACGGCCACCACUGGAUACCGGAGGCAAACAAACUCUGUACAGCUGCUACAAUCGUGUCGGCGAAGUCAUGGAACUGGCACUAACCAGCCACUACUUGCAGUCAGCCGUGAACGCCCAAGCAGUGCACAAAGCCUUGGACGUGUUUGCCACAGUCAGAGAGGCCUUCGGUGCGGCGAUACAGAACUCCAGCUGGCUUGUCGGCACUGAGCGUAGCGUGGCCCUGCGAAAGCUGGCCAAUAUGAAAGUUCUUAUCGGCGGCCCCGAGCAGAGGUGGGAUGAGCCCUACGUGGACCAGUACUACGAGGGGCUCCCAGACGCGCCGAGCGACCGCUUCUUCAUCCCUUGGCUCAAGGCGCGGUCAGUGUCCACGCAUCGCCGGUGGUCGGAUCAGACCAACUUUUUGUUCGACAUCGGCAAAGUGAACGCCUUCUACGAGCGUGACACCAACGUCGUCAUUGUGCCGGCCGCCUUGUUGCAGCCUGUAUUCUUCUUCCCGAAUGGCAACGAGGCGUUCAACUACGGAGGCCUCGGGGAUGUUAUGGCGCAUGAGAUUACUCAUGGUUACGACGUUCUAGGCGUGCAAUACGACGACGACAACCAGCUCAGGCCAUGGAGCACUCCACAGUCACGUCAGCACUACGUCAAUAACGUCAUCUGCCUACGCGGCUCCCACUCACAGGUGCUACGCCGCAAGCGCCAUCUGCAGCUCGACGAUACAAUUGAUUCGGAGAACCUGGCGGACUUCGUGGGUGCUGCGAUUGCGUACGCCGCCUUCCACAGGCUGCCGUCGUUCCGCAAACAGUGGACGCUGCCCGGCUUGCACCUGACGCCCGACCAACUCUUCUUUGUGGGCCGAUGCACGAAGACGUGUCGGAUUGCAGAGGUGACGACGUCGACGCGCUACGCGACCGCCAGUUCGCGCUGCAAUGUGCCUUUGAUGAACAUGGAGCCCUUCGCGCGAGCCUUCCGUUGCCGUGUCGGGACGCGCAUGAACCCCAAUCACAAAUGCUCAUUCUGGGCCUGA
This is a messenger RNA of Rhipicephalus sanguineus (brown dog tick), 2271 nucleotides long. Its product is annotated as neprilysin-11-like. Gene Ontology annotation, biological process: protein processing. Lineage: Eukaryota; Metazoa; Arthropoda; Arachnida; Ixodida; Ixodidae. The transcript has 12 exons. Gene Ontology annotation, cellular component: plasma membrane. The record is from RefSeq and is a predicted model, not a curated record. Bases 1 to 2271 code for a protein of 756 amino acids. Gene Ontology annotation, molecular function: metalloendopeptidase activity.